AUGAUAGAAUACGAGCGAAUUGAAUUUAAACAAUUAAAAGAAUCUCCUUUAGGAGAGUGUAUUGAUCUUGCUUCUUCUGCUCUCGGCUCUACUAUUGUUGCCGUUACUGAUGAAUUCUUUGCUCCUGCUAUAAAUAUGAUUAAUCCUCUUCCUCCAAUUCAUGCUCCUGGUAAAUUUGUUGAAACAGGUGCAUGGAUGGAUGGCUGGGAAACUAGACGCCAUAACCCUAAUCAUGACUGGGCAAUUAUCAAACUUGGAUUUCCAGGCUCUUUUAGGGGAUUCGAUAUUGAUACAAGCUAUUUUACAGGCAAUCAAGCACCUUUUGUAUCUGUAGAAGGUACUGUUAUCUCAAAUAAUGAUAAGAAGGAGAUACAAGCAAUAACAGAAAUUCAAUGGACGGAGAUUUUACCAAAAGUUGAAUUACUUGCAUCUCAACAUAACCUUUUUAUCUUAAAAAAGGAAUCUACUGUCUAUACUCACCUUCGUCUUCAUAAUAUUCCAGAUGGUGGUAUUGCUCGUUUCCGUGCUUAUGGUUUUAUCUUUCCUAUUUGGCCCAAGGAUAUAAAUGCAGUGAUUGACCUUGCUUUCUGUGGUAAUGGAGGUCGUGUAGUUAAAGUGUCGGAUCAACAUUAUACGCCAGGUUCAAAUAUAUUGCUACCAGGUCGCGGUAAAAAUAUGGGUGACGGAUGGGAGACAAAACGUUCACGUACGCCAGAUCAUACGGAUUAUGCCAUCGUUCGAUUGGGUUCUAAGGGUCACUUAUUAAAAGCAGUGGUCGAUACUUUACAUUUUUGUGGUAAUUACCCUAAUAAAAUUAGCCUGAAAGUCAUUCUAUCAGAGCAUGAUAAAGUGCCUCCUCAUAAAGACGAUGAUCAUACUGAAUGGACUACAUUGAUCGAGUCUGCUUCAAUUGGGCCUAACGGCUUAUUUUCUUUUGAUCUUCCUCAAGCUAAUAAAACGUUUAGUCAUGCAAAAAUCAUUCUUAUUCCUGAUGGUGGAAUUAAGCGUCUUCGUCUUUAUGGUGUACGUGAAGGUGCUCUCAUUCCUUCUCUUCUUCCUAUUGAUAAUUUAAUUAUUCAAUAA
Molecule: messenger RNA, 1083 nt
Organism: Cokeromyces recurvatus
Lineage: Eukaryota; Fungi; Mucoromycota; Mucoromycetes; Mucorales; Mucoraceae
Product: allantoicase
Exons: 5
Coding region: 1-1083 (360 amino acids)
Biological process (GO): allantoin catabolic process
Molecular function (GO): allantoicase activity
Source: RefSeq, a predicted model, not a curated record